This is a messenger RNA of Drosophila eugracilis, 970 nucleotides long. Its product is annotated as SOSS complex subunit B homolog. Lineage: Eukaryota; Metazoa; Arthropoda; Insecta; Diptera; Drosophilidae. Gene Ontology annotation, molecular function: DNA binding. The record is from RefSeq and is a predicted model, not a curated record. Gene Ontology annotation, cellular component: SOSS complex. Gene Ontology annotation, biological process: response to ionizing radiation; mitotic cell cycle checkpoint signaling; double-strand break repair via homologous recombination. Bases 67 to 693 code for a protein of 208 amino acids. The transcript is spliced from 2 exons.
GCUAACAACCAACGCCAAAACAAACUAAAUUUUCGCCCCUUUUUAGAGACUUUUAAACAUUUUGCAAUGUACAACGUGGAAUGCAUUCCUAUCAAGGACAUCAAGCCAGGCCUCAAGAACAUCAAUGUGAUCUUUAUCGUACUGGAAGUGGGCGUGGCCACCGUAACAAAAGAAAAUCGGGAAGUGCGAAACUUCAAGGUGGGCGAUCCAACGGCUUGCAUAAAUGUUUCGAUUUGGGACGAGCCGGGAAAGCUGAUAGCCCCCGGCGAUAUUGUUAGACUGACAAAGGGCUAUGCCUCCAUCUGGCGUCACUGUUUGACCCUGUAUUCCGGCAAGAACGGCGAGGUCUUCAAGAUUGGUGAAUUCUGCAUGGUCUUCAACGAGGCCUUGAACAUGAGCGAGCCAAAGCGUCCGGAACCGCAAGCGGUGGCCAAUCCCAGCGGAAUGGCGACAGUCCCACCGGCAAUUCUGCCAUCCGGCUCUGGUGCUGCAGGUUUGCCCGCCAAAGGGGGAGCUGCUGGCACCUCACAGCCGGUCGCCGCCGCUCCAUCUGGUGUUUCUGCAGCACCAAGCACGGCGACGACAACUCCUGCCCCGGCUACAACCAGCGCUCCCCAGACGACCACAAAACCAGGCACACGAGGCGGCCGAGGUGGUGGAGGACGUGGUGGCCUCAAGGGGGAUAGACGAUAAAGGGUUGGCUAGGAUCUGCAACGAAACUGGGACUUACAUUAAUGUGUAGCUUAAUAUGACCUCUUUAAAUAUCCUUCAUGAUCAACGUUGUUUGAGAUUAGAUAUCAGAGUUUUUUAAAUGUUUUCUUAAUAGUUUUCCCUUUACACUCUAUAAAAUACAAAAGGAUUUGGUUUUUCUUGUAAUUUUCAUUUUGGAAUGUAAAAUAAGGCUUAAAGAGAACUAAAUUUAUAUUAAAGGGUUUAUAUUUCUUUCUAAAUAGAUAAUCAAAUGACCAAA